Molecule: messenger RNA, 1607 nt
Organism: Triticum urartu
Lineage: Eukaryota; Viridiplantae; Streptophyta; Magnoliopsida; Poales; Poaceae
Molecular function (GO): protein binding
Source: RefSeq, a predicted model, not a curated record
ACCCUCCCUCCUCGCUUCUUCCCAUUUCGUCCGUCCGAACCCCCACUCAAACCCCAACCAUGACGUCGCCGCCGCCGCCGCCGCAGGUCUACUUGGUCGACGACGUCGUCACAGAAAUCCUCCUCCGCCUCCCGCCGUACGAGCCGGAGCACCUCUUCCGCGCCGCCCUCGUCUGCAAGCCCUGGCUCCGCCUCAUCUGCGACCCCGCCUUCCGCCGCCGGUACCGCGCGUUCCACGGUGCCCCUCCGCUGCUCGGCCUCCUCCACAGGACCCAAGUUCUGAGCGGAGACCCCGCCCCGCGCUUCGCCUCCACCACGUCGAUGCCCGACUUCCCCCACCCUGGCUCCGACGGCCGCCCCCUCGACUGCCGCCACGGCCGGGUCCUCAUCCACAUGUUCCAUGACCAGGAUGCGGAUCUCCUCGUCUGGGACCCCGUCACCGGCGACCGCCACGUGGUGCCCGAGCCCGACAUGGACUGGAUGACCUACACUGCCGCGGUGGUCUGCGCUGCCGCCGGCUGCGACCACCUCGACUGCCACGGCGGCCCCUUCCGCGUGGUAUUCCUGGUCACCGACGACGUCAGGGCGAGCGUGUACUCAUCGGUGACAGGUGCGUGGGCUGCGCCAGUAUCUCUGGACGAUAGCUGUGAAUGCUAUGCCCGGCACAAGCGAGAUGAAAUCGCAAAAACAAUGUACCACACACCCUAUGUCCAGCCUAGGCGAGUAGCCGCUAUUGGAGAUGCAGUCUACUUCACACUUUCGCGGGCGACUGUCAUUGCCAAGUAUGAUUGGGGCAAGAAUCGCCUGUCUCUUAUUGACCCACCACUGCCAAAUACAGAGGUGUACAAUAUUCGCAUUGCCCUCAUGGUGAUGGAGGACAAUUCACUGGGGCUCGCUGGUGUUCAGGAUUUCAGUCUGCAUCUCUGGUCAAGGAAGGUGAAGGGAGCUGCAAAAUGGGUACAGUGCAUGGUCAUUGACCUGGAGAAAAUCAUGCCCAUGGCCAAACCCCUCAAAGGCAAUGGAGCAAGUGUGGUUGGUUUCGCAGAGGGUCUGUGUGUAAUCUUCGUCAGAACAGAGGGUGGCUUAUUCAGGAUCGAGCUCAAGUCCGGACUGGUGAAGAAGGUUGAUGAACCUGCGGUAUACUUUUCCGUCUUACCCUACAUGAGCUUCUACACUCCUGACCGUGGUAGAUUGUUAUCGCUGGCAAGGCUCACUGAUGCCUGACGCGCCACUCAAGGGCAAGACCUGGCGAAUUGGACGUCCGUCACUGACCUUACUUCUGCUGCUUAUGGCUUCUUGAAGUCUUGAUGAAGCGCUACUGCUGUCAAAUCCUUUUAUUUUUACGUUGAGUUGUAUUCUCUGGUGACUGGUAGACCCAAAAUUCAUCCGAAUCAGAACUACCUAACGGCUACCUGCCUGCAUCCGAGGUCAACCUGUGGAUGUUUUCAUCUGAGUUCGUGCUGAUCCUAUAUAGACUCAGAGAUUGUAUUUCAGUCUAAUAUGCCGGGCAUAUUUCAUAUUCGGUGGCUGUUUGGUUGAUGCUUCACUGAGCUAGGCUAUUAUGUGGAGUCUCUUGUCAACUACUUUGCCACUUUGCCCUUCGCUUUC